UCAUUCUCAGCUACGUAGAGAGUUUAAGACCAGCCAGGUUUGCAAAAACUGUUGUUUCUAGGACAAGAGGCAACUUGUGGUUAAAUUGCAUUUAUGAAAAGGAAUUCAACACUGAGUUAUGUUCACGACCCUGAUGUAGUCCCCAGCAUUAAAAAACACAAAUUUUUUAAAGUGUUGAAUUGAAACCUAAGAAGCUAUCAUUUAAAUGGUAUUUCUAAAAGGAAUCUGCCUGGUUUCUAAAGGAAGGCGUGUUUUUCUAUACUCAGUCAUCUGUGUGUGUAACUGGACGAGGGUGGGAGGCUUGUGUGGAGGUCAUAGGGCAGCUUAUUGGAGUUGGUUCUCGGUAUCAACUCAGGUCUUGAGGCUUUCAUGGAAGUGCUUUGCCUGAGGAGCCAUCUCACUGGCUCUAAGGGAAGAGCUCUUAAUCUUAAUCUUAAUCAUAUUCUGAAGUGUAGCAAUUGUCAGUAGAACAGUAUGGGCAUUUUAAUUCAUUAAUUGAAAUAUUUAUCCCAGUGACAGAUCCCUAAGAAUUUUUUUUGAAACAUGCAUAUUUUUAAAUUGAGUUUUGACUUAAGAGUUGUAGGCUUAUAGAUUAACUGAUGGUCAUGUUUUAUUUCAGGCUUACUAAAGUUUUUUGGCUUUGUUGCAGAAGAAGAUCCAAGUUUAAUUUUUCUCCGGUGAACAAGCUUACAGAUUAAGAUUUAUGUCAUUCCAAGAAGUAAACAAACAUGCAGUUCUCCCUCCUAUCAUUAGUAGAAGUGACAAGGAGUUUUUGGAAAGCAUGCAAAGAUACAUAACUACAGAAACCGAAAGAGUGGGCUGCAAUGAGGAAGGACCUGCUGAUGAGUAUUACACUAUAUACCGAAAUGUUUUCGAUAAAUUCAGUACCACAGACAGAAAAAUCAUAUUUCAGGUAAUAGACCAUGUCAGUGCAUACAAGUCCAUUCUUACUUCAAUCAAAAGAGAAUAUGAUGCCUUUAUUGAGACAAUAAAGAAAGGCCGAAGAACUGCUUAUUAUCUUCAUGGAAAACUUAAAGUUUUGGCAGCAGAGCCCACAGCGUUGGUAUACCACCAGAGAAGAGCCUUUCAACUUGAAGCAAAAGUGAGAAUUAUUGAAAAUAAUUCCACAGUGAUUCAGUUGCAAAUAGAUGAGAUGAAACAGCUGAGAGCAAAGUAUGACAAGAAAGAAGUGAAGCUCUGUGCUUCUACCAGGCAGCUCUGGAGACCAAUCCCAGGGAUGACUCUUCAAGAAUCUGUCAAUUUGGAUGCUCUCAAUAAAUAUAAGCGGCAUCUUGAAGAUAAAUAUGUAAAACGUAAGAAAGCUAUAUCAACAGAGUAUGUACCAGCACAGAAGAAGGCUGACCUGGAUGAAGAAAUGGUUGUGUUACUAAAACGCCGAGAUAUAGCUGAGAGCCUGAACAAAGACCUGCAGUUUCGCCAUCAAAGACUGCAGGUUAUUUCACACACACUUACUGCAUGGAUGAAGGAUAACUUAAGAAUCCCAUUUGAAGACAUCAUGGAGAAAAUUCAGAAAACCAAUGCAAUCUUCGGUGAUGAAAUCAUUGUUGAUGAACUAUUUGAAGAUGACCCAAGCAAGACAAAAGAAGCUAUAAUUAUGCUUUACUACAUUGAAAGGUUCAAUGAAUUAAUCUCUCUUGGUGAAUAUGAGAAGGCAGCUUGUUUUGCAGCAAACAGUCCAAGAAGAAUUCUUCAAAAUAUUGGUACAAUGAAUAAAUUUAAGGCUAUUGGAAAAAUUAGAGGAAAGCCUCUCCCAUUACUCUUGUUUUUUGAGGCUAUAUUUAGUACAAGUCAGGCUUUCAAACGUCCUAUUAAUGCUGACCUAACCCUGGAGGGAAUCAAAUGUGGACUAUCUGAAAAACGGCUUGAUUUAGUUACCCACUGGGUCACCCAGGAAAAGCUGACAUUCUCUGAGAAGGCUGGGGAUAUUAUUUUUGCUUAUGGGGAUCAGAACACAUACCAGAAGCCAAGCUGUUUGGCUUUAGCUCAGCUCAUCUACAAUGACUGUGGUCUACACAAGAAAGCUCUUCUUUGCCUGUGUAAACAGGGUCAGAUUCAUGAGGCCAUGGAACAUAUACAACAGUUCAAGGACUUUACUUCUGAUGACCUGAUACAGCUAAUAACAGUGUGUCCCCAAAUUGAGUUAAUUACAUGUCUCACUCAAGAAAGGAAUGGAAAACCACCACUUUUAUCUUUCGGGCUUGCUGUCCUUCAUCUGUUUUCUGUGGAUAUGAAAAAAGUUGUCAUCAAGUUACUCCAGGAAAUCAGUAAAGGUGGGAAAGAUGUAGUAGAGCAUCUUCUGAUGAGUGAUUCAUUUUGCUCCUUGGAAAAGUGGCAGGAAAUAGCAGAUAUCUGUUUACAAAAUGGCUUUGAAAAUUUGUUUAAUGACAUCAUGUUCAUUCUUCGAUCCCAAGCUGGAGUUUCAGAAAUUUCUGAAGAUGAUUCUAUCAACUUAAUGGAGCACGUUUUUUGGUAGUUCUCUAUUUUAACCAGCUGAGGGCGCUUGUACAACAUUUUAUAGGCAUUGGUUGGGCAAACUGGUUUUAGCAUUAGUUAACAUAAAUAAAUGUUGAGUAUGACACUCUGAGCAAUAAAUCACACUUCUAUUAUGAUGUUUAGAUUUGAUCUUGAAGCACUGAAACUAUUGCUUCCUUUCUACCAUGUGGUCACUUCUUAUAGGAAAUCUUGAGCAAAUCCAGAGUAUAACUUUUCAUAAAGAUAGCAUAAGCAUUUCUACUUUAGAACAAGCUAAUGUCCAAAUACUCACACUUCUUAUCUAAUUUGAUACCUAGAACUGAAGAAGGUGUGGGUAAAGCUCUACUUGUAUGUGGGUAAAGCUCUACACUAACUUUUGCCAUUCAUAUAUGGUGAAGGUCAGACUCCUACUGAAGUUUAGAAUCUUGGCAUGAUUUUACUUAAAGGGAAGACUAGACAGAUUGCAUAGACGUGAACUUUGGGUAAUCUUAGUCAUGGAAAAUGUGUAGCUAGAGUUUUCCUUCCUGGC
Onychomys torridus (southern grasshopper mouse) is the source of this 3022-nucleotide messenger RNA. RefSeq names its product clathrin heavy chain linker domain containing 1 (gene Clhc1). The coding region runs from base 704 to 2494 and encodes 596 amino acids. NCBI's taxonomy places the organism in Eukaryota, Metazoa, Chordata, Mammalia, Rodentia, Cricetidae. The record is from RefSeq and is a predicted model, not a curated record. The transcript is spliced from 11 exons.